Messenger RNA from Emys orbicularis (European pond turtle), 2554 nucleotides. RefSeq names its product intraflagellar transport protein 70A-like. Gene Ontology annotation, molecular function: protein binding; intraciliary transport particle B binding. The coding region runs from base 1 to 2004 and encodes 667 amino acids. Gene Ontology annotation, cellular component: intraciliary transport particle B; axonemal microtubule. The transcript has a single exon. Lineage: Eukaryota; Metazoa; Chordata; Testudines; Emydidae. The record is from RefSeq and is a predicted model, not a curated record. Gene Ontology annotation, biological process: intraciliary transport.
AUGGCCGGGGCAGCUCCGAUCCCGGACGGGGAAUUCACGGCGGCCAUUUACGGGCUGAUCCGGGCCGGGCGGUUCGCGGAGGCGGUGGGGAUCUUGGGCAGCGAGCUGCAGAAUAGCUGCCGCUCCCGGGCCGGCCUCUCGCUGCUCGGCUACUGCUACUACCAGCUGCAAGACUUCGCGGCGGCGGCUGAGUGCUACGAGCAGCUGGGGGCGCUGCACCCGGAGCUGGACGAGUACCGGCUCUACCAGGCCCAGGCCCUCUACAAGGCCGGGCUCUACCCCGAGGCCCUGCGGGUCGCCAGCCCCCUGCUCGAUGUGCCUGCUUACCAGGGACGCGCCCUUCGCCUGCAGGCUGCUGCCCACUACGCACAGGGUGACCUCUCCGCAGCCAAGAGCUUGGUGGAGCAGGUGCUGGCCUCUGCUGCGGAGAGCAGCCCUGGAGCCGCUGAAGACCCCUCAGAGCUGCCAGAUGCCGAGGUCAACCUAGGCUGCCUGUUGUACCGGGAAGGGCGGCACGAGGAGGCCUGUGGCAAAUUUGCGGGUGCCAUGCAGGUGCUGGGCUACUGCCCUGAGCUGUCAUACAACAUGGCGCUAUGCUGCUACGCAGCCAAGCAAUAUGCACCUGCCCUCAAACACAUCUCUGAUAUCAUUGAGCGCGGCAUCCACCAGCACCCCGAGCUCAGUGUGGGCAUGACCACCGAGGGCAUCGACGUCCGCAGCGUGGGCAACACACUGCUCCUGCACCGCACUGCCCUGGUGGAAGCCUUCAAUCUCAAAGCUGCCAUCGAGUACCAGCUACGCAACUUGGAAGCAGCCCAGGAGGCACUCACAGAUAUGCCACCAAGGGCCGAGGAAGAGCUGGACCCUGUCACCCUGCACAACCAAGCGUUGAUGAACAUGGACAGCCGUCCCACUGAAGGGUUUGAGAAACUGCAGUUCCUUCUGCAACAGAACCCCUGCCCACCAGAGACCUUUGGGAACUUGCUGCUGCUGUACUGUAAACAUCAAUACUAUGACCUGGCUGCCGAUGUGUUGGCAGAGAAUGCCCAUCUGACCUACAAGCUGCUCUCACCUUAUCUUUACAACUUCCUGGAUGCCAUGAUUACAUGUCAAACUGCUCCUGAGGAGGCCUUCCACAAGCUAGAUGAUCUGGCAGGGACAAUGACUGAGCAGCUGAGAAAGCUCACUAAGCAGGUGCAGGAAGCUAGGCAAAACCGGGAUGAUGAGGCUGUCAAGAAGGCAGUUAAUGAAUAUGAUGAGACUCUGGAGAAAUAUGUGCCCAUCUUGAUGGCCCAGGCCAAGAUAUAUUGGGACAUGGAGAAUUACACUAUGGUGGAGAAGAUCUUUCGCAAGUCAGUGGAGUUCUGCAAUGAACACGAGGUGUGGAAGCUGAAUGUGGCUCAUGUGCUCUUCAUGCAGGAGAACAAGUACAAAGAGGCCAUCGGCUUCUAUGAGCCCAUUGUCAAGAAGCACUAUGAUAACAUCCUGCAAGUCAGUGCCAUUGUGCUGGCCAACCUUUGUGUCUCCUACAUCAUGACCAGUCAGAAUGAAGAGGCAGAGGAGCUGAUGAGGAAGAUUGAGAAGGAAGAAGAGCAGCUCUCCUAUGACGACCCUGAUAAAAAGAUCUACCACCUCUGCAUCGUUAACCUAGUGAUCGGCACACUCUAUUGUGCCAAAGGAAACUAUGACUUUGGCAUCUCAAGGGUAAUUAAAAGUUUGGAGCCUUAUAACAAAAAGUUAGGCACAGAUACUUGGUAUUAUGCUAAAAGGUGCUUCCUGUCCUUGCUGGAGAACAUGUCCAAGCACAUGAUCAUGCUGCGUGACAGUGUUAUCCAAGAGUGUGUGCAUUUUCUAGAGCAGUGUGAACUAUAUGGCAGGAACAUCCCCGCUGUUAUUGAGCAACCACUUGAAGAAGAGAGGAUGCACAGUGGGAAGAACACAGUUACAUAUGAAGCCAGGCAGUUGAGGGCACUGAUAUAUGAGGUCAUUGGGUGGAAUAUGUGAAUGCUGUGGCAUUCCCAUACAAGAUGGAGAUGGACUAUAAUUCUCUUGUUUUAUUUUCACUUUUGUUGAUGUUGACUCUGGCUAUCCAAAGUAGUGUAUUUUCUCUUUGAUGUAUUAUAUUUAAAUAUAUUUGUUCUACUGUUUUGCUGUAUUUAAUGGAAGAUGGUGUACUAGCACAAAAUUAACAUAUUUAACGACUAACGAUAUCCUCAUGCAUCAGUGAUAUUUCAUGUUUUGUUUUUUUAAAGAUAUAACUACCACCACAAACCUUAUUACAGAAAUGUUGUGGAGGUUCUUCUGUGUAUAUGGUUUUAUUAAUAUGAAGCUACAUUAACUAGCUUUUAUAAUCUGUAUGUUGACACUGAAAUAAUUUCUCUUCCUUCUCCUAUCAGUUUUGUGACUAGACUUUAAUGGAAAUCUGGUAUAAAGCCAUUUCUUUAAUUUAUGGUCAUUUCCCUCUUUUGGGAAAUGCUUUCUUUGUUUGAUUUUCCUACUGCACUUUUAAUAUAUUUUCUAUUAUAGUGGUUGUAUUUCCUAAUACAAACAUCGU